UAACAAGAUUGGACUUGAAAGAAAGAACUCUCGCUUUAUUGCUGGGAGAAGAAAAUGGCAGCAGCAAGCACAAUCUUCAGCUUCAAAAUCGCACCAAAUCCAAGUCCAGUUUCAUCCUUUAAAGAGAAAACCAUGACAAUGAAUCCAUCUCUUUCAUGGGAUAGUGCUAAAACUAAGGUUAGAAGAAGCCGUCUCCCUUACUUCACCUUAAACUAUAUUGAAAGACAAAGACUUGAGAACAGUUGCAGCUGUUGCUCAGUCUUGGCUUGUCUCCCUUCUUCAGCUUCUUCUCCUUCCUCUUUUGGUGUCAACUUCAGAAAAACCAAGCUUUAUGUUAGUGGGUUAUCCUUUCGUACUACUGAAGAGAGUUUGCGAAAUGCUUUCCAGAAUUUUGGCCAACUUGUAGAUGUCAAUUUGGUAAUGGAUAAAGUAGCUAAAAGACCGAGAGGCUUUGCCUUCCUUCGUUACGAGACUGAGGAGGAAGCUCAAAAGGCUAUUGAGGGAAUGCAUGGCAAGGUUAUUCUUAUGCCAUCCUUCACUAGUUAGCGAGUGCUUGUUAUUAUUAGUUUAGAAAUAUUUAUGGUAAAUUCACAUUUAACAGGCAAAGUGUUUUGCCAUUUGGUUUUUCAACACGGUGUUGCCAGUUAAACUAGUGGUGCUUGCAGAAUAUUAACAUAAAAGUAUCCAUGCUUUUUCACAAUGAUUUGAAAAUGAACGACCUGAUCUCUAAUAUCUUGGCUGAGUUAAUUAUGUGAGUUUACGUAAAGAUUUCAAGCUUUGUUGAAACCUCAAUGAUGCGGUUGGUCUAAAUGAUUCCCUUCACAAUCAUGACAUAAGAACAAGAAAAAAAACACUGAUGAAGUGGGUGAAUUUUGGGAUUUUGUUAGAUUUUUUUUCCCUACCACCUCAUGAAUUAAUGAAGUGAAUGCAAGGCAUGUGAAAAUUUGAUGAUUUUGUUAAUUCUUUUCAACAGAGACUAGAUGAGAGGGUAACAUUGAUGAUAUUUAGUGAUAUUGAUUCCCAGAAUUGAUAAAUGGUAGCAUUGUGAGCUAAUAGGUGAGCUGUAUUUUUGUAGUUAACCCCAGAAUCUAUAUUGAUGAGCCAGAAAGUUGUAGGGUCUCAACUUGUUGUCUGGACCUAAUUUACCCCUCCAUAGGCCUAUAUUCCAAAAUGCUUGGAUUUCCUUGUAAUUUUUAUCAUAUUUUUCAUUUGUUCUUCUUUAACAAAUG
Messenger RNA from Populus euphratica (Euphrates poplar), 1229 nucleotides. RefSeq names its product glycine-rich RNA-binding protein 4, mitochondrial. The coding region runs from base 55 to 546 and encodes 163 amino acids. Gene Ontology annotation, cellular component: chloroplast. Lineage: Eukaryota; Viridiplantae; Streptophyta; Magnoliopsida; Malpighiales; Salicaceae. Gene Ontology annotation, molecular function: RNA binding. The record is from RefSeq and is a predicted model, not a curated record. Gene Ontology annotation, biological process: chloroplast mRNA modification; cytidine to uridine editing. The transcript is spliced from 4 exons.